AUCGGGCUCACAUUGUCGUCGAUCGGUCACGAAAUGUGGGUACAGAGCGUGUGACCCCUAAGGGUGUUAUGGUAACAAUACCUCGACUACCCGUGCAAUCGUUUCUCGCUCGCUCCGUCCAUCUGCUGCUGCUCUCUGCCCUUGGAAUGUUGGUGCGCAGCCGGUUGAGAGAUGAUGUUACUUGCGAGCCAUGGGUUUAUGAUCCCAUGUCUUCCACGGAUGAACUCGGAGGGGAUGCGAAAUCGGCCAUUUUAUAGUACGAGGUUUGCGAAUGUGGAUGGAGUGUAUCAUGUAGCUGAUGAUUCUGCCACAAGUCAUCGUGUACAAAGGAGGAGGUGUGAUUGCUAUGAUCACUACAAGCAGCUUAUUCCUUACAUGGAGGCUUGGUGUUGGCAAAAGUCUCUUGUAAGAAUGAGACACGACUUAGUAGGCCGAGAUGAAGAUCAUUCUGACAUGUUGAUCAUUCUGCAACAUCCUCCAGUAUAUACAUUGGGGACUGGUAGUUUGGAGAAGUAUUUGCAUUUUAAUAUACAAGAUUCUCCCUAUGAAAUUUAUCGGACUGAACGUGGUGGAGAGGUCACAUAUCAUGGUCCUGGUCAGCUUGUAAUGUACCCUAUUGUCAAUUUGCGGUAUCACAAGAUGGAUCUACAUUGGUACCUUAGGUCACUUGAGGAAGUGAUUAUCCGAGUCCUUUCAUCAACUUUUGCUAUCAAGGCAUCUAGGAUCAAGGGUUUAACCGGAGUUUGGGUCGGGAAUAAAAAAGUUGCUGCAAUAGGGAUUCGGGUGUCACGGUGGAUAUCUUAUCAUGGAUUGGCAGUGAAUGUUACAACAGACUUAUCUCCAUUUCAGCGCAUCGUUCCAUGCGGCUUACAGGACCGUGAGGUUUGUAGCCUUAAGGAACUACUAGGGAAUUCUUUGAGUGGGAAGAUUGAAGAUUCUGUUUUAAUUGAUACUGCUCAUGAAUCCUUGGUUAAGGAAUUCUCUGAAGUUUUCCAGUUGUCACUUUCCAACAGAUCAAUCUCUUGAUUUCAAUUUUCCUGAUGGUAGACAGAAACUAUCAGAGCAAGAAUUUGAGUUGGGGCAGCUUGUCCCAAUAUGUCAUCAGCCUUUUGGUAAUGCAAGGAGCUUAAAUUCAAGCAAAUUCUACUAUAACAGUAGGAGAUAUUUGACAAAAAUAAGUUUUUUUUUUUUUUUUAAGAUACCAAUACAUAUUGAAUAUUCUCAUUGUUUUUGACUUGUGCAGAAGAACUUCGGUGAAA
Messenger RNA from Musa acuminata AAA Group (dessert banana), 1259 nucleotides. Its product is annotated as octanoyltransferase LIP2p, chloroplastic-like. The transcript has 5 exons. Gene Ontology annotation, molecular function: lipoyl(octanoyl) transferase activity. NCBI's taxonomy places the organism in Eukaryota, Viridiplantae, Streptophyta, Magnoliopsida, Zingiberales, Musaceae. Gene Ontology annotation, biological process: rRNA processing; tRNA processing; protein lipoylation. Bases 172 to 1026 code for a protein of 284 amino acids. Gene Ontology annotation, cellular component: ribonuclease MRP complex; nucleolar ribonuclease P complex. The record is from RefSeq and is a predicted model, not a curated record.